Messenger RNA from Penicillium atrosanguineum, 1551 nucleotides. RefSeq names its product cytochrome P450. Gene Ontology annotation, molecular function: oxidoreductase activity, acting on paired donors, with incorporation or reduction of molecular oxygen; monooxygenase activity; heme binding. The transcript has 4 exons. The coding region runs from base 1 to 1551 and encodes 516 amino acids. NCBI's taxonomy places the organism in Eukaryota, Fungi, Ascomycota, Eurotiomycetes, Eurotiales, Aspergillaceae. The record is from RefSeq and is a predicted model, not a curated record.
AUGUCGUUCCAAACGCUGGCCGUCGCCGUGAUCACGGUCGUCUACUUCGUCAUUCGCUACUUCAACCGCACGGAUGUGCCUAAGAUCAAGGGGUUACCGGAAAUCCCUGGGGUGCCCCUCUUCGGAAACUUGCUGCAGUUGGGCAACCAACACGCUACAGUAACAGCCAAAUGGGCAAAGAAGUUCGGCCCCGUCUUCCAGGUGCGCAUGGGAAACAAGCGCAUCAUCUUUGCCAAUAGCUUUGAUUCGGUGCGCCAAAUGUGGAUUAAGGACCAGUCAGCUCUGAUUUCGCGACCGACUUUCCAUACGUUCCAUAGCGUUGUGUCCAGCUCCCAGGGAUUCACCAUCGGUACUUCUCCGUGGGAUGAAUCCUGCAAGCGGCGCCGCAAGGCCGCUGCCACAGCCUUGAACCGACCGGCGACACAGUCUUAUAUGCCCAUCAUCGACCUCGAAGCCAACACUAGCAUCAAGGAGCUGUAUCGGGAUAGCAAGAACGGCACUCUUGACGUGAACCCGACCGCAUACUUCCAACGAUUUGCGCUCAACACCAGUCUGACUCUCAACUAUGGCUUUCGCAUUGAGGGCAACGUGAAUGAUCAACUUCUGAAGGAAAUUUGUGACGUUGAGCGUGGCGUGUCCAACUUCCGCAGCACGUCCAAUAACUGGCAGGAUUACAUUCCUCUGUUGCGCAUUCUGCCCAAGAUGAACAACGAAGCCCAGGAGUUCCGGGCUCGUCGUGACAAGUAUCUGACCUUCCUUCUGGACAUGUUGAAAGACCGUAUCGCCAAGGGCACAGACAAGCCCUGUAUCACGGGUAAUAUUCUCAAGGACCCUGAGGCUAAGCUGAAUGAUGCCGAGGUGAAAUCGAUCUGUCUGACCAUGGUGUCUGCCGGUCUGGAUACCGUUCCGGGAAAUCUGAUCAUGGGUAUCGCGUAUCUGGCGUCGGAAGAUGGUCAGCGGAUCCAGAAGAAGGCAUACGAGGAGAUCAUGAAGGUUUAUCCGGAUGGUGAUGCCUGGGAGAAAUGCUUGGUUGAAGAGAAGGUGCCCUAUGUGACUGCCCUUGUCAAGGAAGUUCUCCGAUUCUGGACCGUCAUUCCUAUCUGUCUGCCUCGCGAGAGCACCAAGGAUAUCCAAUGGAAGGGAGCUACCAUCCCCGCCGGCACCACCUUUUUCAUGAAUGCUUAUGCCGCCGACUAUGACGAGGAUCACUUUAAAAAUGCGACUCAAUUCAUCCCCGAACGCUACCUAGAGCUUGGGGACGCAUCUGGCACUCCUCACUAUGGAUACGGUGCAGGAUCCCGCAUGUGUGCAGGCUCCCAUCUGGCGAACCGAGAGCUUUUCACGGCGUUCCUGCGCUUGAUCACUGCAUUCAAGAUGUACCCGGCCAAGGAAGCCGAAGACCGACCAAUCCUGGAUUCAAUCGAGUGCAACUCUAUCCCAACGGCCUUGACCACAGAGCCUAAGCCGUUCAAGGUGGGCUUCGUUGCGCGCGAUCCCAAGAAAUUAGAGCAGUGGAUUGCGGAAAGUGACGAACGCACUAAGGAUUUGUGA